AUGGGUUCCGGGAAAAACAUAGUUGAGUAUAUGCACUUUUGCACAGGUGGUGGUGGUGGUGGUUUGAAUGACGGUGAGGGUCUCAUGAAUACUCGCUUCCUUGCUGCAAUCACCAGUAUCCUCCAAAAUGUGUGGUCAUCAAUCAGUAAGGCAGAAGCUGGUGUUGUGGCUGUGGAAGCAGACAAUCUACCUCUGGCCUAA
Molecule: messenger RNA, 201 nt
Organism: Echinococcus granulosus
Lineage: Eukaryota; Metazoa; Platyhelminthes; Cestoda; Cyclophyllidea; Taeniidae
Exons: 2
Coding region: 1-201 (66 amino acids)
Source: RefSeq, a predicted model, not a curated record